Helobdella robusta is the source of this 6122-nucleotide messenger RNA. RefSeq lists its product as hypothetical. The coding region runs from base 372 to 6122 and encodes 1916 amino acids. The transcript has 6 exons. NCBI's taxonomy places the organism in Eukaryota, Metazoa, Annelida, Clitellata, Rhynchobdellida, Glossiphoniidae. The record is from RefSeq and is a predicted model, not a curated record.
GACGUUAUUUAUUUGUUACUAGCUUACAAAUGUUAUAAACUUGUUGUAAUUGUUGUAAUUAAAUUGUUAAAUAAAUAGAAUAUAAAUACACUUAUUCGUAUAGUCAUUCGUCCAUUCGUUUGUUGGUUGAGAGAGUAGGUAAAGUGACGUUGAUAAAUGAAAAAUCCUCAGACGCCAAAAAAUUAUUCCUUUAUCCAUUAUAGCUUCUCAUAAUUUAUUGUAAAUUAUUAUUCUUAUAAUAUUAUUUAAUUAUAAUAACUUAUUGUAAAUUAUUAUACUUAUAAUAUUAUUUAAUUACAACGCCCCGAUGUUCGCCAGCUAUGUCAGUUUAACGUCAAUUUAAUCUCUGAGGAAGAAAGAAACUAAGAGGGAUGGUUUCGCCAGGCACAGCGAUAAUCCUCUGCCUGACCUCCAUUCUUCUGGCCGCCCUCCUGUUGGUUUUCUUCAAAUUGUUCAGGGCCGUCUGCCUCAACCUGGGCAAGUCUUUUGCCCGUAAACGAGGGUACAACUCAGAUGAAGUCGUGCCUUAUAAGGGAGAGAUAACGCAGUACAGUUACCUACCUUAUCCGCAAAACGGACCGCCAUGGAUGACGUCAUUUCCGCCAUUUUUCCGAGCGUGGACCAGGGGCGAGAUAAGUCGGGACCCUCUGGAUUUUGAACUGGGGCUCGGGGAGAAGUUGUUUGGGGCGUUUGAAAAUUUUCAGGGCGUGCAGAUGAAAGAUGAUAACGACGAUAAUGCAAUGAAUAAUAAUGUGAAUAAUAAUAAUAUUAAUAAUAAUAAUAAUAAUAAGAUCGAUAAUAAUAAAAAUAAUAUCAAUAAUAAUAUUGAAUUGAAUGAGGUUAUCAAUGUCAGUAUCAUUAACGAGAAUGUUGAGAGUAACACCAAUAACAACAACAACAAAAAUAAUAAUAAUAGUAAUAACAAUAAUAAUAAUAACAACAAUAAUAAUGUUGUUAUUAGCAAUAAUGAUGAUAAUAUGUUGCGUUACCCUCUUGUUGAGAAUUGGAUCCUUGCAAAGAGCUCGCACUACCAAGCCUCCAUUCAUUACAACCAUCAACAGCAAUUGCAGCAACUUCAGCUACUACAACUACACCAGCAGCAACCGCAGCAGCAGCUAACACAACUACAGAGCGAAUGUUUGUUGCAGCAAUCAGCCCAACAACAGCAACAACAACAGAUUAUUUGUUGUGAUGAUAAUAAAAAUGAUAAUGACGUAAUUAAUAAUAUGAAUAAUAAUAAGAAAGACGAGGAGGAGGGGAACGAGAAGGAAGAUGCUGCUGCUGCUGAAAUGACGUCACUAACGUCUACUCCUGUUGUGUGUACUGGAUAUAAAAAGCUACACCCUACUAGGAAAAGUUCAUUCAGACAAUAUCAGCAGCAUCUUUGCGAAAACUUGAAUCAACAGCAUCAACAACAACAUCAACUGCAGCAUCAACGACAUCUGCAACAGCAACAUCAACUGCAACAUCAGCCACAACAACAUCUUAAGGUUUGCGAAUGUACUUCUCUGCUACCAAACAACGACGACAACAACAACAACAAGAUGAACAUUGACAACAACUGCCAAGAUGACAACAUCAUUAACAACAAAGACAACAACAACGUCAACAAUGCUGACGUCAUCAACAAUGACAUCAAUAUUCACAGUGGAAGAUUAUUCUGCGGUACUAAAACCAAACAGCCGCAGCUGCAGCAGCAACAGCAGCGACAUAAACGUAACCUAGCGACAGCAACAAUUACAACAAACAAUGACGUCAUCGUCAAAAUUUGCGAAUGCGUGAAAGAAGACGGCGAUGAGGAAAACAAAAAAAGCACAAACAACAACAACAACAACACUAAUAAUAAUAAUAAUUAUAAUAAUAAUAAUAAUAAGAAAAAGAAUUUGCUUGAUGACGAUUUAGUCGGAAGCUACUACGAUUACGAUUUUCAUAGACCGAUUCGCUGCUACAAGAAGCCGGCGCCGCUACCACCAGAGCCACAACAACAACAUCAACAACAACAUCAAAAACAUCAACAGCAAAAGAAGAGAGAUGCUAGAAAGGAGAGUUUAUCGACAAUAUCAUGGGCCACCUGUGACGAAUCUUACAUCUUGAAUGAGGAGAUUGUUCUGGUUACAAAUAAUGAGAUGAUGACGUUGAAAGGGAGAAAGGAUCUUGGGGCUGCAGAUGAUGAAAUGAUGAUGAAGGAGAAGAAGGAAGAAGAUGAUAAUGCUGCUGCCGCUGCAAAUGAUCAGAUGAUGAAAAAGAGAGAGAAUGACGAAAUGAUGAAGGUGAUAAAUGAUGAUGAAAAAAAUGACGAUUCAGCAGCUGCAAGUGAUAAAAUGAUGCCACAGAGUAAGAGCGUUGUUUUGCAGGCUGGUGAGAGUGAUGAGGAGAUGAUGGUGAAAAAGAUGAAAACUGAUGCGGUUGUUUUAGAAAAUAAGACGUCUAAAUGCUACAAAAAAGAAGGAGAUGUCGAUGAAGGUGACGAGAAGCUUUCGUUUGAGGUAUCUCAUUUCACGAAGGAGAAGUUAUAUCAAGCAUUUUGCAUACUUGAACAAGAAAAAUUGUCCCUGGAACCACAACAACAACAACAACAAUGCCAACAACAACCACAGCAGCAACAACAACAGCAACAACAGCCUCCAAUCGGCGCAACAACGCCACCAACUACGCAGCUAAACGAACAAAAAGAUUUCGGGAAGUUGAAACAUUUGGAAAAGAUGGAGAUGAGACGUCGCAUGCUACUGCUGAAGGAAGAGUUGGAAAAUGUCUAUUUGAAGACUGAUCUGAAAAUGGAGAUAUCAGAUUGCGAAAGACAACAACAGCAACAACAACAACAUCAUCAACAACAACAACAACCACAUUUACAAGAAGGCACGUCACAACAACAGCUGCCUGAAUGUAAAGAAAAAAAUAUCAGUGAAAACAACAACAAUAAUAAUGACUUCAAUGAAAAUAAUAACAACAACAACAAAAUGGCACCGAAUAAAUCAUUUUCAUCUUUCAAAUUGACUCGAAAGUUUGCCGACGUGUGGAUGAAGCUGACGAAAAGUGAACGAAAGAAGCGACAACGACAAACAGAUCAACAAAAGCAAGCGGAACAACAACAAUGUCAGGAACAACAACAAAAAGAAGAACCGCAACAAGAGCAGUGCAAACCACUUAUACCACCACCACCUCCUCCACCACCAUUACCACCGCUACCACAAAAACGCUGCCAACCACAACCACAACAUCAACAACAACAACCACAACUUCUAUGUGAGCAGCAACAACAGCAGCAGCAGCAACAACAACAUCACUGCAAGCCGUCACAACAAUUAUCUACUACUGCUUCAAACAACAAUCUCACCACCACCACCAACAACAACAUCGUUAUAAUCAACAACAACAACAACAACAACAAUUACAUUAACAAACAUUUCUACAUUACAAAAUCAGUCUCCGCUUAUAACUUGAAACAUCAGCAACAACAAUAUCGGCAACAUCACCAACGACACAAACUAUUUAGUUCUUGCAACUGCCUCGCACCAACGACAGCAACAACGGCAACUGCAACAACAACAACUACAACAACCGCAACUUCAACAACCGCAACUUCAACAACCGCAACUUCAACAACCACAAUUGCAACAACCACAACUUCAACAACCACAACUGCGACAACCACAACAACAAAAGUAAGGGCAUCAGUGACAUCAACAACAUCAUCAACAGCUGCCUGUUAUGAACAGGUUUCAACUACGACAGCUAUUGUGGCAAGUAAGAGUAUUUUGUCUUUGAUUGAACAACAGUCACAACAACAGCAAAGCCAACAACAACAAUGCCAACAACAACAAUGCCAACAACAACAAUGCCAACAGCAACAAUGCCAACAACAACAAUGCCAACAACAACACCAACCACAAUGCCAACAACAACAUCAACAACAACAACAACAACAAACUUGUGUUAACGUUGUUGUAGCGGCUACUGACGAUGUAAAAACUGGCGGCGAUGAUGACCUCAGAGAAACUGUAAUUAAAAUGGAGUUGGAAAAUUUUGAAAAGUUAAAAAUCGACAAAAUAAUUAUGGAAAAUUUUGAAGGUAAUAAUAUUAAAAAUAAUAACAACACCAAUAAUAAUAAUAAUAAUAAUAAUAAUAAUAACAACAACAACAAUAAUAACAAUAAUAAUAAUAAUAAAAAUAAUAAUGAUAAUAAUAAUGAUGACGCUGACGUUCUGAAAAAAUAUCCCAACGUCUGCGGCUGCCUCGAUCACAAGAUCAUCACUAAGACCGUCGACUAUGACGUCGUCGUAGAUCACGUGACUACUAACGACAACAACAACAACAACAACAAUAACAACAAUAAUAAUAAUGAUAAGAAUAAUAAUUGUAAUAAUAAUAAGAAUAAUAAUAGCGAUGAAUUUAGUAGCCUCGUCGACAAAAUCUUGAACUGCAGCGACGCUGAGCUAAACGAACACUGCUUCACGAACAACUUCGAAAUCGCCGGCGACGAGAAUGGUGACGUCAUCACGAACAACGAUGACGUCAUCGUCGACAGCGAUAAACACAUUAAUGACAUCAUCAAUGACAUCAAUGAGAAUAUUGAUGUCAUCAACAACCACAACUAUAACAAUAAUGAUAACAAUGGCGAUGCGGGUAUAGCCAGCCUCAAGAAUACUUUUAUCGCCAACAACGACAUUAAGGGAGACGAACAAACUACAACAACCAACCUUUCAGCAGUUACAUCAACAGCAGCAACAACUACAUUUACAAAAAUAUCAACAACAACGACAACAAAGCUUUCGACACUCUUCGAAACCACAGUAACACCAACAUCGGCAACGUCUUGCAAUGACGUCAACAAAGACAACAACAACAACAACAACAUAAAUGACUAUGAAAAUAAUAAUGACAACAACAACAACAAAAACAACAUUAAUGACAUUAAUAACAUCAACAACAUUUUAAUUUGUAACGAGAAGAUCUUUUAUGAUGCAGUCGAGUUGAAGACAAAAGAAAGUAACGAAGAAAUAAAUAACGGUAACAUUAGAAAAAACAACAAUAGCAUAAAACUUGACGAUGACAGCAACAUCAAUAGUUGUAAUGUAAACAACAACAACAAAAACAUCAACAAAGAUAACAACAGAGACAACAACAGAGACAACAACAAAGACAACAAAAACAUCUCUGACAUUAAUUGCCAAAACAACGUCAUUGACGACGACAACAACAACAUCAACAACAACAAUAUCAACGAUAGCAACAACAACAACACCUGCAACAACAACAAUGACAUCAACAACAUGUCGUCAACAAUCGAGCGUCUCUUCAACAAUCUGACGACAACUUCAGUUAUGACGUCAACACCAAUCAUCAACAGCAAUAUCAACAACAUCAACAAUUACAUCAACAACAACAAUCUCAACAACAUCACCAACAAUAACAAUGACAUCAACAACAACAACAGUUUUUACUUUAGAACGAUAUUGAGGUGUAACUCAGAUGAGAGUUUGAAUUUGUUAAGGGGUAACUUUAGGAACCACAACUAUUUAGAGUCUUUUCUACAGUUUGAAACGUCAUUUUUGGAUGUCAAAAGACAACAAAAAACUGAAAAUUUUGUCGUCACUGAAGCGACAUCAACAACAACAAAUAACAAUAACAAUAAUAAUAAUAAUAAUAAGUGUAGCAAUAACAUUAAAGAAAACAACAAUAACAAUAAUAAUAAUAACAACAUUAAUAAUAAUAAUGUUGGCGAUGAUGAUGAUACGAAUAAUAAUAAUAAUAAUAAUAAUAAUAAUAAUAAUAAUAAUAAUAAUAAUAAUAAUAAUAAUAAUAAUAAUGACAUGGCGAAGAGGAGAUCGUUCAUGCAGAAUUUCCUAUCAAAAGCCUAUCAGAGUAUCAACAGGAAAGUUACCAUGUUUAGAAGCACCCCGAAUAUCGCCCAGCCAAACGAACAACAUCAGCAGCAACAACAACAACAUCAACUGUUUCUAGAAGAGAAAGAGACGAAAGAAAAACUUUUCAAUGUCAAGGACUUCAUGACUGAAAAUAAAAGUGAAAGUGAUUACCAGCCAGACCGGAAAAUUGCUUUUCAAAUGGAGAAAGUCGUUCAUGAGAUUAAAACUAAGUUUCAUCAGGAGAAAAUUAUGGAAUAA